Culex pipiens pallens (northern house mosquito) is the source of this 1186-nucleotide messenger RNA. Its product is annotated as serine protease snake-like. Gene Ontology annotation, biological process: proteolysis. The transcript has 3 exons. Lineage: Eukaryota; Metazoa; Arthropoda; Insecta; Diptera; Culicidae. The coding region runs from base 175 to 1023 and encodes 282 amino acids. Gene Ontology annotation, molecular function: serine-type endopeptidase activity. The record is from RefSeq and is a predicted model, not a curated record.
ACGUCGGCGGCGGUUCUCCUCUAGUCAAACGCCAACUCGUGAAUCAUUCCGAGCGCGCAAGUGAACGAAGUUGGUCGAUUUUGGACGUUGUUGAGGUUGAUACGCGCGAGAGAGGUUGUGAAGUUUUUUCGAGUGAAGUACCGAAGAUCCGCGAUACAGAUCCGUGCUUUCAGGAUGUUGAGGACCUUGUGCUUAGUUGUGGUGAUUUUGAGCGGCGGCGGUGCCAGGGCUUUCCUGUUGACGGAGUACCUCGUUGGCGGUUGGAAGACCAACGUUGGUGAAUUUCCGCAUAUGGCCGCGCUGGGACGAACCCAGCGGAUCGGCGGGAAUGACUCCGGGAUUGAGUGGUUUUGCGGGGGAACGCUGAUCUCGGAUCGGUUCGUGCUAACGGCGGCGCACUGCGCCAACAGCCAGAUGUCGGAUCCUCCAACGCUGGUCCGACUCGGCGAAUACGACCUGAGCACCGAGGACGACAGCGACCACCGGGAUGUGGCCGUGGCCGGGAUCACGCACUAUCCUCGGUACAAUCGCGUCCAAGCGUACAACGAUAUCGCGGUGGCCAAGUUGGCCGAACCGGUACAGUUUAGUCGAUUCAUUCGACCGGCCUGCCUGUGGCAGCUGGAGACACUUCCGGUGGAGGCAAACGGACUGCUGACCGCCAUCGGAUGGGGCCAGCUGGGACAAUAUGGUGACCAACCGUCGGAACUGCACAAGGUGGAUCUUCCGGUGGUCCCGAACGACGCGUGCAACCGGCUAAUGUCCACGCCCCGAUCCCGCCGCCUAAAGUAUGGCGUCCUCCCGUCCCAGAUUUGCGCCGGUGACCUGGCCGGGGGCAAGGACACCUGCGAGGGCGAUUCCGGUGGACCGUUGUUCCUAAAGUCCAGCGAUCCCAACUGCAACUACGACGUCGUGGGCAUCACCAGCAUCGGGGGCAUCUGCGGAACGGCCCGAAAGCCCGGUGUGUACACCCGGGUGUCGUACUAUAUGAACUGGAUCGAGUCGAUCGUGUGGCGGAAGCAGUGAGGGGAAGACGCCAGGCUGGAAUGCCCUGAAGAACUGAAAACGCUCUCGAAAUCAUACAAGACUGAUGGUUGUGUACUUAAACGGCAGCACCCUCUGGUGGUCACUUUUUGCUUAAAUUAUGACAUGUUUAAUGUUUUUAUAUUUUAAAAUAUAAGUUUUCCGC